This is a messenger RNA of Daphnia carinata, 2118 nucleotides long. Its product is annotated as tRNA endonuclease ANKZF1-like. The record is from RefSeq and is a predicted model, not a curated record. The transcript is spliced from 9 exons. The coding region runs from base 127 to 2070 and encodes 647 amino acids. Lineage: Eukaryota; Metazoa; Arthropoda; Branchiopoda; Diplostraca; Daphniidae.
CUGUUAACAAGAAGUUUACUACUGCAUGAGGGGUCUCGAAUGGUUUGGUUCUAACUAGGGAAUAGUUUAAUCAAGAAGAAAUUUUUCUAAAUUUCAUCAUCAGUUAAAGUGAAAUCAGUAACAGAAAUGCUGAGCCAAAGUGAAAAGAAGAAACGUUACGUUCUCUUCAAUCAACAAGAUGUUUCAGAAAUUUGGAAUCAUCUCACGUUGUCGGAUGCAAUCAAUGAGUACAAGAAUGAAGAUCUCUCAUUCCUUGAAGAGUCAAUCAAGACAACUGAUGAAAUUUUUGGUGAAGAAUUACACUGUCGCACUUGUCUAACCAGCUUUACAGAGAAAGAUGAUUACCGACUUCAUUAUAGGGAUGAUCUACAUCGUUAUAACCUUAAGUUAAAGCUAAUUGGAAAGCCUCCUGUUACCCAACAAGAAUUCUGUGAAAUUGAAGAUGGCAUAUCUAGCUUAUCUGGUUCAGAUAGUGAAGAAGAUGUCUCAGAUAGAACUGCCAAGACUGCAGUUGGAAGCCCCAAAAUCUAUUUCCAAAAUGAAAAAGGACAGAAAAUGGCAGUUUAUCGUUGUUUAUUACAUUCAAAAAAGAAACCAACCAGUAGUGAAGGAGAAUUAAUUCAUCUCUUACAAAAUUUGCCAAAGCAAAACAUGUGGGCUAUUAUUAUGCUAGGGGGUGGCCAUUUUGCUGCUGCAGUUUAUCAAGGAAGUGAACUAGUGAACCAUAAAACUUUCCACUCAUACACUGUUAGAGCUAAACAGGGCGGAGGUCAAUCAAGCAGGGAUAACAAGUCUGGUGGCGGCUCCCAUCCUAAAUCAGCAGGUGCUUCUCUAAGGCGUUACAAUGAAGCAGCUUUUGCAGAGCAUGUCCAGUCAUUGUUUAUUUGUUGGUGCGAUGUCUUGAAGAAGUGUAACAUCAUUUUCUAUCGAGCAGCAAGUUCGAACCAAACGAUUAUGUUUGGGGGGAAAAAUCCAUUUUUUGAUCGAUGUGAUGCACGGUUAAGAUCAAUUCCUUUCCCCACCAGACGAGCUACUCUCAAAGAAGUUAGAAGAGUUUGGUUACAGUUAGCGACAAUUGAACUAGUAGAAACCAACGAAAUGCCAGAGGAAUGUUUAACAGAAAUUAUUACAACGACAGAUAAUUUAAACCUUGAUACUGAAUCCACCGAUGAUGAACUUAAAGUUUUGGAACUGCAACGUGCGAAAAGAAUGAAAAAGAAAAUUGCAGCGAAAAACAGUAGCAACAACGCCAUUCAAAGUGUGGAAACUGUCGUGGAUGACCAAGAUCUUUUCCCUGGAGAAAAGGAAAUUAGAGAGAACGUUUUUCUUGCCAUCAAACGAGGAAAUUUGGAUUUGCUUGACGAGGAAAUCGAGAAACUUUCUGAAAUUUUGGAUUCUUAUCGCGAAGAAUACCAAUUGGACAUAACCGAUGUUUUGAAUCACCGACUUGGAGACGAUUGCGAAACUUUACUUCAUCAAUCAGCUUCAAUGAACAAGCGCGCCCCAUUCGUUUGGAAAUUGAUGGAGCUUGGAUGUGAUCCUUCCUUAAGUGAUGCCUCUGGAAGGGUUCCAUACAUGGUAGCACCCGACAAAGAAACACGGGCAACAUUUCGUCGCUUUAUGGGUUCUUACCCAGACCGAUUUGAUUACGUGAAAGCCACUAUUCCAUCGCCCUUGACGGACGAAAUAGAGAAACAAAAAGCAGAGAAAUUGGCAGAAAAGCGGAAACUUCAGAAGCAGGCUAAAAAAGAAAAAAAGGCAACAGAGAAAGCUAAAAUGGAUGAAGAAAAACGGAAACAAGAAGAACUGCGUUUAGCUGAAGAAGAAAAACGUAAAGCUGAAGAAGAUAGGGCACGCUUCGUAGCUCUCUCAGAUAGAGAAAAGAGAGCUUUGGCUGCUGAACGACGACUCCUAGCAAAUACAUCCACUGCCGGAUUGCCAACCCCUGUUUUAGUUCGCUGUCUCGUAUGUGGAUUAGACAUUAGCGGAAAAGUUCCAUUCGAAUACAGUGGCAACAAAUUUUGUUCACCCCCUUGUUUACAGAAGCACCGCAAACUAAAUACAAAAUAGUUUUAGUUUAUGUUGUGAUGAGGUAAAUAAAGCAAAAACUUUAUUAUU